Macrobrachium nipponense is the source of this 3273-nucleotide messenger RNA. RefSeq names its product glutamate receptor ionotropic, kainate glr-3-like. The transcript has 3 exons. Gene Ontology annotation, cellular component: membrane. The record is from RefSeq and is a predicted model, not a curated record. Bases 433 to 2118 code for a protein of 561 amino acids. Lineage: Eukaryota; Metazoa; Arthropoda; Malacostraca; Decapoda; Palaemonidae. Gene Ontology annotation, molecular function: ligand-gated monoatomic ion channel activity.
AAUUUUUAAAAAAACUUUUUUGAGCCGACGUAUGAUACGUCCAAUCGGCAUACGGGAGACAUUUUGACUCGACGUUUAAUACGUCCAAUCGGCGUAAGAGGGUUAACGUAACGUAAAUUGGUCACUCGUAACAUUUCAGAAUUUCAAAGUUGAUAUUUCUUAGAGUUUGUUUAGUAUUAUUUAGUGUUUUUGUGGAAUCUGAACAAACAUUGUUGUUUUAACGGCGCCUGGUUUUUGUGAAAGUGUAUAAAACAAGACUGCAGCAAAGAAAGAAGUUGGUAUACCAAAAAGGAAUGGUUGGACAAAGAUGGUCCACUAACUUGGAUCAUCAGCACUUUCAUCAAAGGUUGCUACCCGACAAUCUUUUAUGAGGGGAAAUCAACGGCAGCUGCAAAUAAACUCAGAGAAACACUGUUUCCUGAACCUGUCAAGAUGUACUUGCUAACGAAUGAAAUCCUAUCUAGACAGUCUACAUGGAAGAUGUCUGAAUGUGAUGUGUACAUCUUCCUCCUCAGCAAUGGAGAGGCCCUAAAAGAACAUGCAUCAGUGAACCAUAUUCGAGCAGUUCCAUACGAGGAGGGAUAUUAUCCACCACCAUUAUGGAAUUACAAAGGAUAUUACAUUGUUUUUCUCCUUAAGGCUGAAAAUGCACUGCAAACUGCUACAAACAUGGUAACACUUUAUAAUUUCAAAAAGACUGAAAACCUUUUGCUGUUGCGACCAAGCAGAAAUUAUCUUUUAGCUUCCACACAUUCCCUAUAUUCUGUUAGUACAGGUCUAACAUUGCUUGACUUCUGGUCACACAAAAAGUUUCACAAAGGACAAAAUUUAUUUCCAAAAAAAACCAAUAACCUAAAAGGUGCUGAACUUACAGUGGCUACAUUUGAACAUCCACCAAGUGUUGUUUAUGUCUAUGAUGAAAAUAACAACCUUCGUAGUCGGAUUGGAGUUGACAUGCAAAUAAUACAUGGUCUUACCAAAGCAAAAAAUUUUACAGUAAAUUUUAAAGAGGUCAGUUCUGUAGAAAAAUGGGGAUUUAAAUAUUCCAAUGGAUCUUGGGAUGGCUUAAUGGGGGAAGUCAUUAAAGAAACAGCUGACAUUAGUGUUUGCAAUGUUUUUAAUGAACAUUUCCGAUGGAAUGAGGUUGACUUUUCAUAUCCCUAUAACUUUAUGCCAGGAUGUUUUAUUGCACCUUCCCCUAAACCUUUGGUAAACUGGAUUUCACCAGCGCUUCCUUUCACCUGGGACACUUGGGUAUCGAUUGGAGUUUCACUGAUAGUUGGUGGCAUUCUCCUUGCUAUCAUAUCAGCAUUAAGUAUAAACAAAGAAUCCUCAGAAUUCAAAAGCUUGACUUACAAUUACCUUUACAUUCUCACUUCAUUCACAAUGCGUUCUGUGACCAUUAUCCCCUCAUACAAUCCAACACGUAUUUAUGCUGGGUUUGUGUGGUUAUUUUCUCUGAUUAUCUCCACAGGUUACUCUGCCAAUCUAGUAGCUUUUCUUUCAGUUACUACAACUACAAGUCCAAUCGAUACUUUGAGUCAACUGGCAAGCAGUGGUCUGAGAUUUGGAGCACAUUCUUUUUGGAAGACCCAGUUUUCAGGUUCAAGUGAUCCUGCAGUUAAAUAUAUUUUUGAAAAUCUAGAGACUGAUUUAGAUAUUUAUACCCUAUUUGAAGAGGUAGACAAAGGAAAAUUUGCCUUAGUGGAAAACAAACAAUAUCUUGAAGUCAACAGGGAUGCCAGGUUUACAUAUGGUGACGAGGCAACAAUUCGUAUUGUGGGAGAAUGUCUCAUCCCUUACAGCAUUAGCUUAAUUCUUCCCAAAAACUCACCACUUACACCAAAUUUGGCUACUGAUCUCCUACAUUUAUUCGAGUCAGGAAUGAUUCAGAAGUGGCAAAAGGAUGUAGUUACACUUUACCGCAAGCAGUUUGAGGAAAAGCGCAAAUUAAAAGCCUCACUCAUUGUUUCUGGUACUAAAGCUCUUAGUCUUGAUCACCUUCAAGGAGUCUUUUACAUAACUGGCAUUGGAUAUAUAAUAAGUGCCAUAUUAUUGUUCUUUGAACAAAUUUUUAAACCAACCACACAGAAAUCAAUGACAAUGACAGACAACUAAUAAACUAUGGACUUGUGCAUAUUUUUGUGAUUUAAAUCUAAAUAACCAAUUGAUAACUACAUAAAAGAGUUCCCCACCAACAAAUUAAAACUGACUAUAUGGACUCUCGAAGAUAUUUGAGGGUUUAAUAAGGUAGUGAAAUAUAUAAGAUUUUACCCUUUUUUUCCAGGCAUUUGGAAAAAUUUUUGACUGAUCUGAAUCACUACUGCAAUACUUAGGAAGCAAAUAUCAUGGCAUAUGGAAAUACUUUUCUUUAAUUACACAGCAGGUCAUAUUUGAGAUUUUGAAGAAUGCAAAAACCCAUCCAAGGUAGUACCUGCUAGAUAAUUUAAUGCAAUACCCAUAAAUGUGGUUAAAAAUGAUCAUGCAUAAUCAUUUUCAAAAUAAGUAAAACAGACCUGUGCUUAUGUUGUUUCUUUAGGAUUUUUAAUAAUGGAAGUACUGUAAUAAAAUGAACUUGUAUGUUGAGAAAAUGUUUUUUUCACCUUUACAGGAUAGCUUUGCAACUGAUGUUAUCAUCAUAAUCAAUAAAGCAUUAAUAUUAAUGUUUUCUGUUAUUUUCCUUUUAUGUCUGUGGGAUAUCUUACCAUUCUUUACAUUCCAGUGGUAUUACAAUAGCUAAGAUCAUUAAUUACACACCUUACUUUUCUUGCACAAAAAGGGCUUAAAAUUGCCCAUGAAAACAGGAAAAAUUAAAAUAAAAUCUUUCAGUAGUCAGGAAACCCAAGAGGAGAAAUUUUGACCAACACUAAGCCUAAAUAAUAAUACAGUGCAGUAUUUCACAAUCUAACACAAUGUAAUUUUGCCUGGACUCUGUCCUCUAAUGCAAUUUCAAAGCCUAGAUAUGUUAUGAGAGAGUUAACCAUGCAGUCAAAAGUCCUGACAUAUGACUACCAAACAUCACUGACACUUGCAACAACUUUAUCUGGUGCAAGUGGCAAUAGGUCAAAGCAAAACUAAAAUGCACAAAAAAGACUAAACUAAUAAAAUUAAAUCUUGAAGGGAACAGGUUGAACAGGUAAGAAAAGGAAGGUUGCCUAACACAAUGUAUAUGACAAAACUGCUGCUUAAAUGGGAGACACGUUAACUGCUGUUAGUAGAAAUUUAAAUAUAACUGGUAACUAAUACAAAAUUGAGUAAAUAAGCACUCCUGUG